UGUCUGUGUCCGUGUCUGUGUCUGUUCAUCCGUCCAGGUGCUGCGAUGGAGGAGGUGACCCGCCUGGUGUCGACAGGAGACUGUGUGAGGAUCUGGGAUGCAGCAUCGAUGGCGCCGUUGGAGCAGUUUAACCCUCACAGCGCCAGUCACCCGGUGGCUCAGGCCUGCUGGAGCUCCAACAACCAGUACCUGGUGAGCGCCAGCAGCAGCGGAGACAAACUGGUGGUCUCCAGCCUCAAAUUGUCUCCUGUCCCGGUGGUGGAACUGGGCGAGGGGAAAAAGCAAACCCGUGUGUGUCUCAGCUCGUCGUCCCAGUUUCUGGUCAGCGGAGGUCUGGAUCACUGCGUCCACAUCUGGGACCUGAAGACCAAGAGACUGCACCGCUCCCUCAAGGACCACAAAGAGGAGGUGACCUGCGUGUCCUUUAACGUCAACGACAGCUACGUGGCGUCCGGCUCCACCAGCGGAGAUCUGGUCCUCCACAGUCUAACCACCAACCUUUCCAGCAAAGCCUUCGGACGCGGCAGCAACCAGGUCAGAGUGUUUGUCAACACAUUUUUUCCUACAGCCCCCGAGGGCCAGAUCGGGCCCCUGACAGGACCCCGACUAUUCUCUAAUCCCCAAUAAAAUACUGUGAUGGACUCUGUGAACAGUUUUUGUCCUUUUAGUCUCCAUAAGGUGUCAGAGACAUAAAACAGCAUCAACAU
Messenger RNA from Plectropomus leopardus (leopard coralgrouper), 707 nucleotides. Lineage: Eukaryota; Metazoa; Chordata; Actinopteri; Perciformes; Serranidae. The record is from RefSeq and is a predicted model, not a curated record.